AUGGCCUACCGCCUCAUCACUCAGGUUCUCUUCGUCGGUACCCGCAUCGUCGGCCGCUCCUUCGCCGCCGCCUACAGGCAGGCCCAGGCCUCGUCCGAGUACCAGCGCGCGCAGGUCAAGAACGGCAACGCGGCCGCCGGAGCCAAGGGCAACCUGUCGUCCGGCAUGACUCUCGACGAGGCUUGCAAGAUCCUCGACGUCGAGGCGCCCAAGGACGGAUCCCAGAGCACAAGCAACGUCAUGGAGCGCUUCAAGAAGCUGUUCGACGCCAACGACCCCAAGAAGGGCGGCAGUUUCUACCUGCAGAGCAAGGUCCUGCGCGCGAGAGAGAGGUUGGAGAAGGAGAUUGGGCCGCUGGUCGAGAAGGAGGAGGUCGAGUCCGAGGUGAAGGAAGGGUUCAAGCCCAAGAUUUACAAGGACCGGUGA
Colletotrichum graminicola M1.001 is the source of this 426-nucleotide messenger RNA. RefSeq lists its product as uncharacterized. NCBI's taxonomy places the organism in Eukaryota, Fungi, Ascomycota, Sordariomycetes, Glomerellales, Glomerellaceae. Gene Ontology annotation, cellular component: TIM23 mitochondrial import inner membrane translocase complex. Gene Ontology annotation, biological process: protein import into mitochondrial matrix. The record is from RefSeq and is a predicted model, not a curated record. Bases 1 to 426 code for a protein of 141 amino acids. The transcript is spliced from 2 exons.